This is a messenger RNA of Phalaenopsis equestris, 1083 nucleotides long. RefSeq names its product BI1-like protein. The transcript is spliced from 4 exons. Lineage: Eukaryota; Viridiplantae; Streptophyta; Magnoliopsida; Asparagales; Orchidaceae. The record is from RefSeq and is a predicted model, not a curated record. Gene Ontology annotation, cellular component: membrane. The coding region runs from base 116 to 874 and encodes 252 amino acids.
GAUUGGCCGAUUGGGACUAAGCACCAACUUCACCGGCCAUCAUCCUAUUUUCUCUAUCAGCAAGAAGCUGAGGAGAGAAGAAUUGGCAGAAGCGAAGCUAAAAAUCGAGACGAAGAUGCACGGUUUCUCGAAGAUUGAGAAAGAUGUGGACUUGGAGGCGGGGACGCUCUACCCCGGCCUGAGUGCCGGCGAGAACGAGCUCCGAUGGGGCUUCGUUCGCAAGGUCUACGGCAUCCUCGCCGCUCAGAUUGUUCUUACCGCCGCCGUGUCGGCCGCUACCGUGAUCUACGCUCCCAUCAAUAAUCUCCUCACCGGAUCUCCUUCUCUCGCUCUCGUUCUUGCCUUCCUGCCUCUUAUCUUGAUGUGCCCACUUUACCAUUACCAACAAAAACAUCCACUGAACUUUGUAUUAAACUUUGUAUUUCUUGGGUUGUUCACUGUUUCCCUCAGCUUAAGUGUUGGUGUGGCUUGUGCAAAUACCAAAGGAAUGAUAGUACUUGAGGCGUUGAUUUUAACAUCUGGUGUUGUAUUAUCGUUGACCGGCUAUUCUUUCUGGGCUUCUAGAAAGGGGAAGGAUUUUAGCUAUCUUGGACCAGCUUUGUUUGCUGGCCUGGUGGUUCUUCUGUUAACAAGCUUUAUUCAGAUGUUCUUCCCACUUGGACCAACCUCUGUUGCCGUAUUCGGCGGGCUUGGCGCUCUCGUCUUCUCGGCCUUUCUCAUCUACGACACCGACAACUUGGACAACUUGAUCAAGCUGAUCAAGCGUUAUACCUACGACGAGUACAUCUGGGCCUCGGUUGCUCUCUAUCUUGAUGUCCUAAAUCUCUUCCUCUCCAUCCUGAACCUUCUGAGAGGCAUGCAGUCUGAUGGCUAGUGGAGCCCUCAGAAGAAAAAUAACUGGUUGCAUGUAGGUUAAAAAGGUCUAAACUUGACUGAAAUUUAAGACUGUUUUUAACAAAUCUGUAAGUGCAUUGUGUGUGAAUGUCUGAUUAAGUGAGGUGUAUUAUGGAAAGUUUGGUAUUUUAAUGAGUUUUUGUGUCUGUCACUUUCAUUUCCAGAAUGAAUUAAACUGGUUUUUGCGUU